Molecule: messenger RNA, 2126 nt
Organism: Sarcophilus harrisii (Tasmanian devil)
Lineage: Eukaryota; Metazoa; Chordata; Mammalia; Dasyuromorphia; Dasyuridae
Product: EGF-like and EMI domain-containing protein 1
Exons: 4
Coding region: 370-903 (177 amino acids)
Molecular function (GO): protein binding
Source: RefSeq, a predicted model, not a curated record
CUAUCGACUCCAGACGCUCCCGGCAGAGGCGCGGAGAUUGGAGAGAGCACAGCCGGGAGCCCAGGGACAGAGAGCGGGCGGGCGAGCACUGGGAGGCGGCCCGGGCACCUCUGACGCCUGCCUCUCUCCUCUCGGCUUCCUGCCAUCGCUCUGCCGCCCCUCCGCUCCCCGCCCCUCCCGCCCCGGCCACUCGCUCUUUUGCCCGGCCAGUGCCAGCCGCCCCCGCGAGCGUCUCUGGGUGCUGCCCCCUGGCACCUGGCACCCCUCUCCGGGCCAGCCAAGUUCUUCCUGGCAGCCGGAGCGGCCCAACUUGCCGGGCUUCCAGGCUCGCUCCCCCCCCCGGGGGGCCCCCCUCUGGCAGCAGCCAAGAUGACCCCGUGGCGCCUCGGCCUUUGGUGCGUGUCCUGCUGGCUGGCUGCACUGUGGCCGCCGCGCUCCUGCCUGCAGCUGCGGAAGGGCAUGCCCAAUGUGUGUGAGGAAGAUAUUCUGGGUAUGAUUGGCCUUCCUCAGCCCUGUGUCCAGCCCUUCACUCGGACUGUAAAGCUAUGGAAGCAAGGUUGUACUGGACCAAGAUGGUGCAUGGAGUAUGUAAGAAGGACUGGCUACUACACUGUCUACAGACAGGUAUACAGCCUACGGCAUCAGACAAUCUAUAGGUGUUGUCCUGGCUGGAGCCAGCGUCAAGAUGAACCUGGAUGUCUGCAAGCCCUCUGCUCAGCAGGCCCUUGCUUCAAUGGAGGCCAGUGUCCAGAUGGAGAAGCCCAGGUGUGCCAGUGUUCGGUGGGGUUUCAGGGACCUCGGUGCCAAUAUGGUGAGUGGACAAUGGCAGCAUUGUUUACGCUCAAGACGCGGCCCAUGUUGGCUUUACGGAAAGUGACAGAUUUUGUUGAUUCAGGCAGAUGACAAGGGUCAUCUCUCUGGGAAGUGUGGAACACUUGAUAUUAGCCAGUCGAACAAAAACCCAGCAUGAAUAAUGGAACCAGUAGUGCAGAAUGUACUUUACAGUGUGGCUUUAAUUAUUCACUAUCACAGUUCAGAGGGCCCCAGUAAAUAUCCCAUAAUUUGUUUUGUAAAGGAAAUCCCAUUUUAGUAAUCAGGAGCUCUCCUUCUGACCUCCAGUCUAAUGUCUGAUUGAGAUUGCUGGUCUCUCCUUGACUGAGGGAGCUGUCUGUCUGAUCUAAGAAGAGUAAAAUAAAAAAAGCAACAGAAUUCUCUGGCGAUUCCUCAUACUCACUCUCCUUCCAGGACUCCCCUGAUGAAACUUUCAUUUUUCACACCUCCGAGAAACUGGUUCUCUUUCUUUUCAAGGGCAGAACUUGACUGGUUGGCAGUUUCUGGGCACAUGCAUUUAAAACAUCGCUCACACAAGAAAGUUCCAGGACUCAUUUUAUAAGACAGAAUGAGUUCUCUUCCUUGGUCUUGCCUGAGAUGGGUGUGCUUGGAAAGGAUUUGUUGUGACUUGAUCAUCUAAUGCUACAUCUCCAGAGAACUUCAGUGCUUUAAUGCAUCAUUUUUUGAAGGAGAAAAACUAGGUUAGAAAAGGAGAGACUGAUUGUGUGAAAGCAAAGCCAUAUAUUUCUUGAAAUUUGCCCUUGUGCCCCGCUCAUCUUCCAUUCGUUGUGUGCUCCUCUCUAUCCCACUUCCCUUCUUUCUUGAUUUGAUAUUCCCUUCCCUGCUGGCCCAUGGACCUCCCCAAUGCCCCGUGUAUCUCCCUGCACUGUUCUUCCUUUUCUAUAAAUGGCAGAAAUGAGGAAGUUCAAUCUGAAGGCUGAUGAGAGUUCAUCACUCAAGUUCAUUGAUUUCCUUGGCUCUUGGCAGAAGGUUAAGCCUUACAUUUUCAUGUGUCACCUCAGAGUUGCUUUUUCCCUUACAUUAAGUUUGGUGCAGUAAUCAUGGCCGAUAGCUUAUUGGGUGAGGGGGGAGAGAGUGCAAAAUAACAUGUGAUAGGUGUUUCCUAAAUGUUGAAAAUACUCUGGAAGUAUGAGCAAAUCUAGUGAUAAUAUUUUUAUUACUUUUAUUUAUUUGUUUGUUUAGCUUCCUGUGCAAUAAGUGUCUAAAGAACAUUAAAUAUACAAGAGUAAUAGCAUAAUACUGACUUGUCCAAGAAUCAUUUUUAUUUGGACUUU